Drosophila nasuta is the source of this 2556-nucleotide messenger RNA. It is a transcript of the gene bcd, whose product is annotated as bicoid. Gene Ontology annotation, biological process: regulation of transcription by RNA polymerase II. The transcript has 4 exons. NCBI's taxonomy places the organism in Eukaryota, Metazoa, Arthropoda, Insecta, Diptera, Drosophilidae. The record is from RefSeq and is a predicted model, not a curated record. Bases 193 to 1782 code for a protein of 529 amino acids. Gene Ontology annotation, cellular component: nucleus. Gene Ontology annotation, molecular function: RNA polymerase II cis-regulatory region sequence-specific DNA binding; DNA-binding transcription factor activity, RNA polymerase II-specific.
ACGGCGUUUCUCGGACGCGAUGCAAAAACGAAAGAAAAAUGUGGGAAUAAUAAUUUAAAUGUGUUGUUGCAAAUGUAACCGGUUACAAUAUCAAUUGCAUCGACAAAGUGUCAAUUUUUUUUGUUUCUUAAGUGCAACGUGCGAACAAUACGAAAGAAAGAAACACAAUCAAGGUGGAGUUAAUUGCGGAAAAUGGCGCAACCGCCGCCGGAUCAGAAUUUCUAUCAUCACACACUGCCCCCGCAUGCGCAUCCACACUCACACCCCCAUCCACACUCACAUACGCACGCACACACACAGCAUCCACAGCUGCAGUUGCCGCCACAGUUUCGCAAUCCCUUCGACUUACUGUUCGAUGAACGCACGGGCGCCAUCAACUAUAACUACAUUCGUCCCUAUCUGCCCAACCAAAUGCCCAAGCCAGAUGAGCUGUCCGACUCUCUGGUGAUGCGACGACCUCGACGCACUCGGACCACAUUCACCAGCUCCCAGAUCGCGGAGCUGGAGCAGCACUUUCUACAGGGACGCUAUCUUACCGCUCCCCGCUUGGCGGAUUUGUCGGCCAAAUUGGCUUUGGGCACUGCCCAAGUGAAGAUCUGGUUUAAAAAUCGCCGACGUCGCCAUAAAAUACAGACAGAUCAACACAAGGAUCAGUCAUACGAUGGCAUGCCGCUAUCGCCAUCGCUGCCCAAUGCUGGCGCCCACAAAGGCGGCUCCGAUGCAGACCCGCCGAGUUUGCAGGCAUUGAGCCUUGGUUCUGCCACGUCCAAUGCCUUGACGCCCUCGCCCACACCAUCGACGCCAACGCCGCAUCUUGUGGAGCACUACAGUGAAUCAUUCAAUGCGUACUACAACUACAACAAUUGCCAGCCACAGCAACGUAAUGUGCAUGUCCAAUACUCAGCAUCAACUGCAUCGGCAUCGAGUGUGGAUCGAUCUCAGUUCUUUCCCCAGCAACAUGGCAAUCCACAUGUGCAACAGCAGCAACAGCUUCAUCAGCAACAGCAACUACAUCAACACCAUGUCAUGAACCAGCAACAACAACAGCAGCAGCAACAGCAGCAAUAUCAUCAUUUUGACUUUCAACAAAAGAAUGGCAACGUCUGUCCGGUGCCGCUGCUGAAAGGCGACAACGAGGCCGACUACAAUUUCAAUGGCUCGUAUUAUAUGCGCUCGUCGGCGCUGCCAUUGAACGGCGUCCAGUCUGGCAGCUUGCCAGCCGGCGAGGCUGCUACUGCUGCUGCUGUCGCUGCGUCUGCGCUCUCGCCCGGCUCCGAGGUCUAUGAGCCAUUAACACCAAAGAAUGACGAAAGUUCUAGUCUAUGUGGCGGUGCUCCUGGUGGCAGUGGUGGCGACGCAAGCGGUACCGGCAGCGGUAGCGGCAGCGUUGGCGUCCCCUGUCCCACGGCUGCCGGCGCCGAGGACGACACCGACGACAUGGACGAUGGAUCGACUAAAAAGACGACGACGCUACAGAACUUGGAGUCGCAGAAGAGUGACAUUGCCGAUGAAGACAAAUCGUGUGAUGACGACAGCGAUGUUCUGGGCUCAGGAAUACUUGCUGUGGCACGUGGCAUCGGAUGUGGCAGCAAUGGCCGCAGCGCUUUUGGCAAAUUCGGAAACCGUUCUCCGCAAUCGCCACCGUUGGUGCCUGCGAACAGCCCGAUGGAUUCAAUGAGUGAUUCGAGUCAAUAUCAAUGCACGAUGGAUACGAUAAUGCAAGCGUAUAAUCCACAUCGUAAUGCCUCUGGCAACACGCAGUUCGCCUACUGCUUCAAUUAGGCUUGGACACAGAUCGGUCUAUAAGUAGAAAUUAAAAUGCAAUUGUAUAAACAUAAUUUCAAUGUUUUGUGGUGUUUCUAGUCUUAAGUGGUUCGUUAUUUCCUGAUUGUACAAAGACUCAAAAAUUGUAGAUAUCUACUCGUAGUAGCCUUUAGUAUUUUAAGUAAUUUUAUAUUCUUUUUAAUGAUUUUACAAUGUUAACUUAAGUCGUUGCUGCAGACUUCAAUGUAUUUUAAAGAGUCUGUACAGAAACUUCAUUUUGAAUAUGUUCGCUUUGUUCUCAACUCUGACUGACUGGAUAUUGCCUAAAAGCCCAUCAAUGCCCACUUAGUCACUGUCGAGACAAAUAUGGGCUUUAGUGAACGUCUUCCAUAUGAAGUUUCUUAAUAUAUUUCCCAUCUUAAAUGCAAUACUCUUUACAUAACUUGAUCGAAUUGGCAUAGCCUAAAAACUGAACUGAUCGAAAUGAAAAAUGUUUCUCUUCCUGAUAAUUGCACAUCAAGUUGCUAUUAUCAGUCGAAGAUUGAACUUUUAAACAAUAAUAUUUAUCAGAAUAUUGUUAUACUAAGCUAUGCCAUGGUUUCAUAUGGCAUUUUAACAUUUCUUGCGCAAGAAUUGUUUAAAAAUUGCAUUUGAUAACGUGAAAUCAACUUGAUUCGGUUAUGCAAAAAGUUUUAUAUUUAACUAGGGGAAUUUUAAUUUCUUACGUCUUUAAAAUGCAUUGAACUCUGUUGAAGUAAAUGUUUGCAAUGGUGCACCUUUUAAACUAAGUAU